This is a messenger RNA of Schistosoma rodhaini, 2988 nucleotides long. The record is from the annotation of a GenBank genome assembly. NCBI's taxonomy places the organism in Eukaryota, Metazoa, Platyhelminthes, Trematoda, Strigeidida, Schistosomatidae.
GGAUAAUUUAUUUAUCCAUGUUUAAAUGAAUAUUAUAUUUUUAUUUAAAUAUAAUAAAAUCUACACAGUAAUAAUAAGUGUAAAAAUAUAAUUCAAUUUUAAAACAUGAGUGAUUCAAAUAAAUCUUACUGGUCAUUUGAAGAGGAACAUUGUUUACCAUACACAACUACUGCUACUAAUACUAUUAGUACUAUAACAACUGCUACAAUAACAAUAACUACUAUUACUACUACACCUACUACUACUGAUAUAAAUCGUGUUAGUAGUACAACAGAUGCUUCGUCUUUACGUUUUCCAUUAACUUCUGUGACUGUUCCAACUAGUACUUCAGAUGUCAUUUAUCCAAUUCAUAGAUUAGAAAGUCAAUUUUUUGAAAGAGAAAUAGAAAGAAGAGGAUCACAACAUUCAGAAGGAUUAUAUAUUGAAAGUAUUCCAAUAUGUCAGGAAUUUAAGAAUAUAUUAUAUUUUUCUCAAAGUCAACGGCAAGUACCAUCUCAUACUAUGGAGAUAUCAACUGUAACAUUUGCAGGGUCUUCUCAGAAACCAGUCCCAUAUAUUUCUAAAAUAGAUGAACAUGAAAAGACUCAGAGUUGUAUUACACCAUCAUCUUCCAAAUAUGGUGAACCUGGUAUUUAUCACUUCACUACUAGUCGGAUUGAACAGGAAUCUAGAAUAACACCAUUGUAUACCUCGGUGAGCACAGCUUCUGGAAAUUAUGCGCGUAAACAUCCAAGGAGAUCAUUUGAUAUCGAGAGAGAAAAGUUCCCUUAUCAAAGCAGAAUACUUGAACAUCCAUCAAUCUGUCCGUAUGAAUUCUUGAAACAAGAAUCAUCCACGAGUACUGACCCGACUACUUUCACCACAAAAACCAUUUCACCUAUGGAGGGUAAAGCCAUAAAAUUGCCUGUACCUUUUAUAGAAGCAGAUAUGUAUCCCAUGAAAACACAUAAAGAAUCACAUUUACAACAACAGAGUCAUACACAGUUCACAAUUUCAUCUACACAAAAACCCCUUCAAAGACACUAUUCAGUUCCUGAAGGGCCGAUAUUUGAAAGGCCAGAUAUAUACCAUAUUUCUCAUCCAAAAUCAGCUCCAUCUGAACAAGACUAUAAUAUACCAUGCUCCAAAGAUUAUUUUGAUGUUUUUUCUAUCAGCCAAUCGUCCAGACCAUUAAGUACUGAAACGUUUACUAGUUACAUGGUGGAUUAUAGUGCAGCUCCAUCUCUUUCUACUGAACCAGGACCAUCAACAUUGAUGUACAAAACAUUUACUCCAUCUACCACUACUGUACCUUCCAGUUCAACUAGACAAAGCGGGGAAUCUUUGGAAAAACGACGAUAUUGCUGUCCUGAAGUACAGUGUGGAAAACGAUUUGCUCGCCCAGAUGAACUUAAACGGCAUCAUAGAAUACAUACUGGAACUAAACCCUUUAUGUGUAAGUACUGUCCACGUUCAUUUGGCCGUUCUGACCAUCUAAGAACACAUACUCGUUCUCAUACUGGUGAACGCCCAUAUACAUGUGAAUCUUGUGGACGUAAAUUCGCUCGGUCCGAUGAACGUACAAGGCAUAAAAAAGUUCACAACUGUGGCCUAAUUAAAGAGAUUCACUCAGGUGAAAGCUCGUUUUCUAACAAAACAGCCCAAAUACCAUGUCCACAGGAACAGAUAGACACAUAUUCACAUGAACAACUGUUAAGUACAUCAGUAAUUGAUACAUCAAUACAAAGUUCGUAUCUGAGUUCCGUUACUUUUCAACCAUCUGUUUAUACACCGAUUCCAUGGCAAACCACUUCAAUUGAAUCUAAUCCUAAUGUGUCACGAUUUCAUGAUAUUUCAAUGGAAACUUUAUCUCCUUCACCAAGUUGUCAACCAACACCGAUGUUAGGUCUGCCGUAUUUGAACAUUACGUCAUCACAACCUACUCUACCUGAAUGGAAAAUAUACACAAUUACUCCACAAACCCAUCCAGUUACAACAAGUGAUUCUUCAUGAUAAAAAAAAUCAACAUUUGUCAAUUAUGUACAUGAUAAAUACAUGCAACAUACAAGUAUUAUAUAUUAGCUAUAUUUUUAAUUUUACUAUUCAUUAGAACAGUUAUAACGAUUUCAUUCUGAAGGGUUUGAUUCAAAUUUGAAAUAAUACUUCAUUUUUACAUUGUUUAAAGAAUGUUCCAUUUAAUUAUUUUCUAAAUAGGUUUGUUUUCUUACAAAUGAUAAACUCUGUUCUCCUUUACUUACUUUUCUUUCCGAUUUUAUUUUUCUAAAUAACACAAUAUGAUGUUGCCUGUGUUCUUUCAAUGAAAUCAUUCAUUCCAUUCAAUAAGAAAAAAGCUUAUAUGAAAGAUGAAAUUAUUUAAAAUAUUUCAAAUUUAUUAGAUAUCAUUUAAUUCCAUUGAAUUCAUCUAUCCUAACAUUAUAUGAAGACGAGAAAUAUAAAUUUCCAAAUCAUGCAAAUAAACUGAACAACAAGAUGACAUUCUCCUGAUCUGCUUAACUUUUUCUGUCACAAUUAUAAUUCCCAUGUAUGCUUAAUUUGAUAUUUUUUUUUCUAAUACGAAGGUCCAAUAUUCAGUAUUUCAUUACUUUCUUGAAUUUACUGUGCAAUUUCAAUCUUCCUUCUAUGGUUAUUUACAUUUUGAAGGGAAUUGCAUUUAAGUAAUGUUUAAAUACUUGCCUUUCUUAUUUCUCUAUAUUCUUUCUUAUCUAUUUAUUAUAGCUUUAUUUUUUAUUUAUUCAAAGUAUAAGCAAAAUAAUCAUAUUUUAUUAUUUUUUAGUUACCAACAUUAAAAUUAUAAAAGAUUAAAGAGAUAGAUAGGUAUCAAACCAAACGAAUAACAAAAAAAGAAUGAUUAUUUUGAAAUUUUAUUUUCACUAUUAAAGUGAUUGAUACGAAUGCACAUUUAAACCUUGAAUUAACCAUCUUGGACAGUAUUUUUUUCUUUGUCACUAAAAUUUCUUUUUUCCUACAGAAAUAAAUACAGGUAUCAUA